Messenger RNA from Lodderomyces pseudojiufengensis, 1563 nucleotides. RefSeq names its product Pzf1p (gene PZF1). Bases 1 to 1563 code for a protein of 520 amino acids. The transcript has a single exon. NCBI's taxonomy places the organism in Eukaryota, Fungi, Ascomycota, Pichiomycetes, Serinales, Debaryomycetaceae. Gene Ontology annotation, biological process: regulation of transcription by RNA polymerase II. The record is from RefSeq and is a predicted model, not a curated record. Gene Ontology annotation, cellular component: nucleus.
AUGAAUGAGCAAGAGGAAGAUACAAAAUCAGUAAACUCACAAGCAUCAAACUUAUCCAAAGCUUCAGUUGCCACCGUAGCAUCUACAACAUCAAAAGCUUCAUCAUCAUCAUCAUCGCGACCUAAAAGAUAUUUAUGUACUUAUGAAAAUUGUGAUAAAGCUUACAAUAGACCAUCAUUAUUAGAUCAACAUCUUAGAUCACAUACUGGAGAUAGACCUUUUCCAUGUUCUUAUCCUGAAUGUACAAAAUCAUUUUUAAGAAAACACCAUUUGGAUGCUCAUUUGAUUUCUCAUUCAAGAGAUAAACCAUAUCAUUGUUCUGUUUGUGGUAAAGGAGUAAAUACACCUCAACAUUUAAAAAGACAUGAAAUAGUUCAUACAAAAUCUUUCAAAUGUACUUAUGAAAAUUGUAAUGAAUCUUUUUAUAAACAUCAAUCAUUAACACAUCAUAUUCAAUCAGUACAUGAAAAAACUUUAACUUGUUCAAUAUGUGGUAAGACUUUUGCAAGACCAUGGAAAUUUGCAAAUCAUAAACUCAAGUAUCACGGAGAAAGUCCUGCAUACCAAUGUGAUUCUAGUGGCUGUUUUAAAAAUUUUAAAACUUGGUCAGCAUUACAAUUUCAUUUAAAACAAGAACAUCCUAAAUUAAAAUGUGAUAUAUGUGGAAAAGGUUGUGUUGGGAAACAAGGUUUAAAAUCUCAUAUGUUAACUCAUGACGAUGCAAUCAAGAUUUGGAAAUGUAAUUAUUGUGAUUUGGGGAAAUUUAAUGAAAAAGAUAAAUUAAUUGAUCAUUAUAAUAAAUUUCAUGAUGGAAAUAUUCCUGAAGAAUUAUUGAAAAAUAAUAAAGUUGACCUUGAUGGUAAAAUCAGUUCAAUAAUCACAGAGGAAGGAUUAAAAGAAUCAACGUCAGGGGCUGUCUCAGCUAACAAACCAUCAAUUAAUACAAUCAAAAGUUUAGGUACCAUCUUAUCAACAGAAGAAGAAUCAUCAGAUACAUUUUUCAAUCAGGAUGUGAGAUCAGAUACAGCUCAAGCUUUAAAAUCCACAAAUUCAAUUUCUUCAACAAAUACUACAUCGAUGAACAACUCAACCAAAUCAAAAUCAUCAUCCAAAAACCAACAACAACAACAACAACAAGAAAUUAAACAGGAAAAACUAAUUGAUACAAUUUCUAAAAGUGUAGCAAAACAAAUACAUUGUCCAAAAUUAAGAUGUAAUAGAUUUUUUUAUAGAUUAUGUGAUUUACAUCGACAUUUAAGAUGGCAUGAUGAAAAUUUAAAAAGAAUUGAAAAUUUUUUAGAUGGAUUACAACAACAAGAGGAAGAAGAAGAAAUUGAAGGAACAAAAAAGAGGAAGAUUUUAGAAGAAAGAAAUGAUGAUGCUAUAAAUAAGAAAGUAAAAGUAGGUGUCAACGAAAUUAAUGAUAAUGAAGAUGAUGAUGACGAUGGUAAUGAAGAUGAUGAUGACGAUGAUCAUGAAUACGAUGAAUAUAAUGAUGAAGAUGCUGCAUUUGAUGAAAUUUUAAGUAAAGAAUUAAGUUCUAAUUUAGAAGCUGAAGAUUGA